This is a messenger RNA of Blumeria graminis f. sp. triticale, 1143 nucleotides long. The record is from the annotation of a GenBank genome assembly. NCBI's taxonomy places the organism in Eukaryota, Fungi, Ascomycota, Leotiomycetes, Helotiales, Erysiphaceae.
AUGAUGAACUGGGCAAGACAGCAGCUUGCCAAUGUCACAGGAACCCCAGAGCCAAUUUAUGGACCCUCUGCGAUACGAUCCAUAGCCACACAAGCCGAGACAACGCCAUUUACUUUACUGGAAAAAGAUGACGUAAAAUGGGUGGACAUGGAAUCGACAUCUAUGGAAACGCAAACUUUCUAUUUGCACGCAGAGUCCGGCCACAUUGGAAUAGUACAAGUUAUCCACAGUAAUGUCGUUGGCUUGCGAAGAACCAGCCAGUUCAACACUAAGAUCUUUUAUCCUAAGAACGAUCCAAAGCCACACCUAUGGUCUACUGAUCAAUUGUUUGAUGUUGGAUUCAGCGAAGAUAAAUUCAAUUUCUAUGCUUCAAAUUGCGCGAUAGAGAUUUCAGAGAACGGUAAGCAAUAUACUGUCAAGUCAACUUCAAACGAGAAUUCGAUUGUAAACCUCACAAUAUCGCAAAUUGCACCAGGGUUUCAAGUUGGAAAAGAUGGCAAAACACUUUAUGGGACAAAUAUGAGUAGUCCAUGGGGAAGCAUGCGACACACUUUCUGGCCAAGAAAUAAGGUAGAAGGUCUGAUAGUGACCAAAGAUGGACCUAUCAAUUUCAAAGGCUUAUGUCUAUUUGUCCAUGCCUUGCAAGGGAUGAAGCCGCAUCAUGCCGCCGCCAAGUGGAAUUUUGUAAAUUUUCAGGGACCUAAAUACACGGCCAUCAUGAUGGAAUUUACAACCCCAAAGUCAUAUGGAUCGACGACUGUAAAUGUCGGUGGUAUUGUACAUGACAAUGAGAUCACCAUGGCUAGCGCCUCUAACUUCAUCUCUUACACAAAAGUCAGAUGUGACGAGGAUAACAACUGGCUAGUACCUGAGAGUGCGAAGUAUGAAUGGAUAGAAAAAACCGAUAAAGGAGAUAAAGUUCAUGCCGUAAUCGAAGGGUCUUUAGGUGAGAGAUCCGACAGAAUAGACGUUAUGGCAGAAUUGCCAGUUUUUGUCAAGCAGAUCGUAGCUGGAGCUGUAGGAACCAAGCCAUAUAUUUAUCAGUUUUUUGUAGAAAAUUCUACUUUGAGGAUAAAAAAUGGUGAAGAAGAAAUCGUUGAGGAAGGCCAGCUCUUUACUGAGGCUACUUUCAUCUCAGAAUAA